UCGGCCUCACUAGGAAAAAAACUCAGAAAGGCUGCCAGAAGCGCAGUUGAUAGAGAAAAUGCGUCUCUCUCUUCCUUCCCUCCCCCCCAACCCCAUGUCUUCUUAGAAGGAGAGGGGUGUAUUUCAGUUGCAGGCUGCUUUAGGCCAAGUUUAUAGAAAGUAAAUAAGAUUACUUGUUGAUGGUUUCCCUUUUCUCAGCCAUCUCCACCUGCAGGUGAAUUGAAUUUUGAGCCUCUUGUAGAACUAAUGAACAAUUUCGCUAUCCUCGAUUUAUGGCUCUUGGAACUUCAAGAUUUGGAUGUUUAUGCAAUUUGAGACCAGUCAGCACUGUGCGGAGUUCAGAGUACUAAGAGACAGACAGAGUAAAAUGGCUUCCAGAGGAAAGACAGAAACAAGCAAAUUAAAGCAGAAUUUAGAAGAACAGUUGGAUAGACUAAUGCAGCAAUUACAGGAUCUGGAGGAAUGCAGAGAGGAGCUUGAUGCAGAUGAGUAUGAAGAAACCAAGAAGGAAACUCUGGAGCAACUAAGUGAAUUUAAUGAUUCACUGAAGAAAAUUAUGUCUGGGAAUAUGACUUUGGUAGAUGAACUAAGUGGGAUGCAACUGGCUAUCCAGGCAGCUAUUAGCCAGGCCUUUAAAACCCCAGAGGUCAUCAGAUUAUUUGCAAAGAAACAACCAGGUCAGCUUCGGACACGGUUAGCAGAGAUGGAUAGAGAUCUCAUGGUAGGCAAGCUGGAAAGAGACCUGUAUACUCAACAGAAAGUGGAGAUACUAACAGCUCUCAGGAAACUAGGAGAGAAGCUAACUGCAGAUGAUGAAGCUUUCUUGUCAGCAAAUGCAGGUGCUAUACUCAGCCAGUUUGAGAAAGUCUCUACAGACCUUGGCUCUGGAGACAAAGUUCUUGCUUUGGCAAGUUUUGAGGUUGAAAAAACAAAAAAAUAACAUGGUGUGGAAGCUUGGACACUGAUCACAUUCUUGAUGUACACGGUGUUCUGGGGAUUUUGAGUCAUUGCAAAGAAAUGAAGAGAUGCUUGAAAUGCACUAAUAACCUAAGGAAAGGUGAUAGAAAAACAUACUCAUUGCUUCUGUUUAUGCCCUUCAAUGCUGUGCUUUGUGUAGUGUUACCUGCUUGAGUGAUCCUGGAUUUGUUGGGAUGAGGGGACUCACUGGACCUUAUUCAUUAUGAUGUAUAAUUUUAGGAGAGAACAGAGAACAGUUUCUUUGCCUGUUUUUAUUAAGGCUCCUUGUUUUCAAGUGCUGAUAGUAAAUGAAACGAUGUGAACUAAUAAUUCUUUUCUGUUCAUAAUUUAUUCCCACUUAUAGUGAAUAGUGUAGCAUCAUCAAUAGGCCUCAUAUGUGUUCAUAAAUUUUGGAGUUCUAAGUGAUCUUACAAAUCAUUUUCAUUUUGCAAAGAAACUGAGGCUUAGAAAGAGCAAAUGACGUGCUCUUAUGUAGCAUUAGAAAUAAAGCUGGGGAUGAGAUUUGGGUGUCCUGACUCUCAGUGUAGUAGCCAUUGAGUUUUAUUUCUUUAUUCUGUGUUGUUUUUUAAAAGCAGUUAACAUAUAUUUGUUAAAUCUGUGUUUAUGAAAAUUCGAUGUCCCAGUAGAAAGUUGUCACUAAGGGACCAUUUCCCAGCCUGUAAAUUCUCCAUAUGAAUGGGGCCCAUUGUAACUCUAAGUUUGAGCUUCUAACAAUGGGAGCCCUGUUGAGAGUCUCCUGAAGUAACUUAACCUCCUGCGUUGUUUCACCAGGGAAGCAAUUGGAAGUGGCAGCUAGAGGUCCUCCCUAUGUGUGACCACUUUGCUGAAACCGGAGGGCGGUGACUGUAAACUAAGAUUUGCUCUUCAGUUUUUGGAGAAACACAAAAUAAGUUAUGAGGAAAAGCCGGUUUCUCUCCUGAGUGAUUACAUCUGUCUGCAUGCUCAAAUAUAUAGAUUUUGCCAUGUGCUUCUAUGUUAGCUUAUUUCCUGGUUCUGGCCAUUUUUUAUUCUUUAGUGUAUUUCCCAGUAGUUUUUUUCUUUGCACUUUAUGUAUAUUAAAAACAUAUUUAAAGCUUCUUGUAUACUGUAAACUCUACUAGGUGCUCUGCCAACUGGACAAAUUAGGGAACUUCAGCUACAUUAAUGCCUUAAUUGGAACUUUUAUAUAUUGAUUUAUAAUAGUCAAAAACUCAUUGAAAUUUUGACAAACCAAGAAAGAGCAGAUUACCUGCUGUUCAUUUAGGGCUUUAUGAUCAAUCAUUAUUUCAUUAUUCUGGGUUGUCUUUGUUAAUUUACAUAACAAAAUUCACCAUUUUAAAGUGUACAAUUUAGUGGCAUUUAGUAUGUUCACAGUGUUGAGCAACCAUCACCACUAUCUAGUUCCAGAACGUUUUGAUCACUCCCAAAGGAGACCACAUACCCAUUAAGCCGUCACUCCCCAUUUACUCCUCUUUUCAACCCCCUAGCUACCAUUAAUCAUAUGCUAUCUCUAUGUAUUUACCUAUUCUGGUUAUUUCAUAUAAAUGGAAUCAUAUGUGA
Molecule: messenger RNA, 2517 nt
Organism: Manis pentadactyla (Chinese pangolin)
Lineage: Eukaryota; Metazoa; Chordata; Mammalia; Pholidota; Manidae
Gene: LZIC
Product: leucine zipper and CTNNBIP1 domain containing
Exons: 7
Coding region: 299-940 (213 amino acids)
Biological process (GO): negative regulation of Wnt signaling pathway
Cellular component (GO): cytosol; beta-catenin destruction complex; nucleus
Molecular function (GO): beta-catenin binding
Source: RefSeq, a predicted model, not a curated record